UGCCGCGCGGCGACUCACACCACCCGCACUGCUGCCAGGGAGGAAGGUUAGGGACGCAGAGAGGGAGAGCGCUUGCGGGAGAGGGACGCCUGGCUAGGGCGCUGACAGAGGGCUGAGGCCAAGGCUGCUGAAGGAGGCAGGCAGUGCUUUCUAAGAGCUAAAGUGCAAAAGCGACGAGGUCGCGUCCAGGGAGAGCUCCCCCCACCCUCCCGCUGCUACAGCCUGGGACGUCGGGAGAGCGGGGAGAGGUCCCCCGGUGUAGCUGGGAGAAAUCAGCGAGGGGCACCCAGGAUCCAGACACCGCCAUCUGCGAGAAAGCAACUGUCUGGAGAGCAGGCAUCCUAGACCUGUGGGAAACCAGCCGUCCAAGAAGCUGUGGGUCUCAGGCACCCUGAAUCGUGAGAUCUGCACCCGAGAGUAGUUCUGAACUACCCUACAGGACUGUCCUUGGUCCAGCCCACGGGGGAGACCUCCACCCUGACCGGCGGUUUGGGGAGCAGCUCCACUGUGACAGGAGGAAUCCGGCCGGGCAAGGUGGUUGGGCACAACCGUCGGGAGAUCCGGACCGGGGCCCGAGCCCGCGGAGAGCCCCGGGCCUCCGCCGCCAUUGCGCCCAAAAGUGAGGAGGAUUUGCUGGCCCUGGCCGCGUCACGGCUGAGCCGCCGCAAGCGGGUGGCGGGCGCGGCCGUCGGGGUGGCCAUGGUGCUGCUGCUGUUGGUAGCCAUCCCGCUACUGGUGCACAGCUCUCGCGGACCAACACACUAUGAGAUGCUGGGUCGAUGUCGCAUGGUGUGUGACCCCCACGCUCCCCGAAGCCAAGGCCCCGACGGCGCUCCCGCCUCGGUGCCUCCCUUCCCUCCUGGUGUCAAGGGAGAGGUGGGUCGGAGGGGGAAGGCUGGCCUGCGGGGACCUCCGGGACCUCCAGGUCCCAGUGGGCCCCCUGGAGAGCCAGGUAGGCCAGGUCCCCCAGGUCCUCCUGGGCCGGGCCCAGGAGGGGCUGUGGCCCCUGCAGGCUAUGUACCCCGAAUUGCUUUCUACGCGGGUCUCCGGCGGCCUCACGAGGGUUACGAAGUGUUGCGCUUUGACGACGUGGUGACCAACGUGGGCAACGCUUAUGAGGCAGCCAGCGGCAAGUUCACCUGUCCCAUGCCAGGCGUCUACUUCUUUGCUUACCAUGUGCUCAUGCGUGGUGGCGACGGCACCAGCAUGUGGGCCGAUUUGAUGAAGAAUGGACAGGUCCGGGCCAGCGCCAUUGCUCAGGAUGCGGAUCAGAACUACGACUAUGCCAGCAACAGCGUCAUUCUACACCUAGAUGUGGGUGACGAGGUCUUCAUCAAGCUGGACGGUGGGAAGGUGCAUGGCGGCAACACCAACAAGUACAGCACCUUCUCAGGCUUCAUCAUCUACCCGGAUUGAGCCCAACACCUUCCCACACACUCGCAUUUGCCCGCCCCUUUGCCCCCUGCUCCAAUCCACACCCAUCUCCAGCUAGCCCUACCCAAGGUCCCAUCCUCUGAAAGCCUGCCUCCCUGCUCCCCAGGCUACCUAAACCCACUGAUUCUUGGGGCUCAAGGGUUUUAUGUGGAUGAAGAGAGCCGCUUAGGGAGGGACCACCUCACUUGUGCUCCAAUGAAAGCCGGCCACGGAGGGACGGAGGUCAUGGCCCUCCCUUCUGCCUGGACUAAUGGACUCACAGGGGGGAAAGGUGCGCCCUGGCAGCUUGGGAGGGAAGGGAAUGACAAAGGAUCCUGUUUGGGUGAGAGGAGACUCUGGCAAAGGUUAGAUAGUGGACCUCAGUAGCCACUUCCUUCCCUUCCUGUAUCUCCAUUUUCUAGGCUCCAGUCAAGAUAGCCUUCUCGUGAACUGGAAGAGCCAAUGACUCCUUCCUAGUAUUUAAAGCCCAUUUUGUACAGUCCCCAUUCCACUCAUCUCCAGGCUAGGUCCUGGAGCUACAGAUACUGUUACUUCUUCCAAUAAAGCAAGGCUGGGGAUUGUGUGUGGCUACCUACCUUGGUGCAGAGUGGGAGAGAGGCUGGCCCUUUGCCUGAUGCCCUGAAAGGAUUCCCACCCUGCUUGUCAACCUGGACUAGGAGAUAGAUAAGUGCAGUUAAGCCUGGUCAGGCCCGCCUCUCCUGCAGGUUUCAACUCUGAUAUGCCAAGGGUGAGUGGAGGGAAGGGGCCUUCCUUUCAGGGGUGUUGUCCUUGCAAGCAGAGUAUGGAAGAUUCUAAAGUUGCAUUUGGUGUGCCUGCGCAGGAAGAGAAUUCUAGCUGCUUUCCCAGCA
Molecule: messenger RNA, 2282 nt
Organism: Mesocricetus auratus (golden hamster)
Lineage: Eukaryota; Metazoa; Chordata; Mammalia; Rodentia; Cricetidae
Gene: C1ql4
Product: complement C1q like 4
Exons: 2
Coding region: 700-1416 (238 amino acids)
Molecular function (GO): protein binding
Source: RefSeq, a predicted model, not a curated record